CAUAAUAGUUUCCAGGAAAGUCACCUUUGACUAAGAACAAUACACACAACCCCCCCAAUUUUAGCAUGUAUAAAUACUUUGCCUAAUUGAACCAUUUUAAUCUAUCCAGUAUCCACACAACCUUCAUCUUAUCAUUAUUACCAUUAUGGACAUGCUUGGUGUUAACCAUGGCAAUAAGAAGCAGAGCAAGAGCAGGGGCAAAAAGGACAAUUUCAAAGUGACUUACAUUUCAAGCCCCAUGAAGGUGAAGACAAGUGCCUCCAAGUUCAGAGCCGUUGUUCAAGAACUCACCGGUCAAGAUUCCAACGUUGCUGACGUCAUCUUCAUGGAAGAAGCCACCAACACCACCAAUUGCAACGUCAUCAACAACGAUAACAAUGGUGUUCAUCAUCUUCAUCAGAAUGAAGAAUCUUUUUUGUUUCACGAUGCUUCAACUACUACUAACUGGUUGAAACCUGAUUACACCGAGUUCUUGCUGGAUUCUUCUAGAACUUCUUCAGCAAUGAUUGAACCAUCGUUGUUACAAUACGAUUUUCUCAACUUUGAUAUGAUAUGAAGGAAAAUUACUUAUAUAUAUUUAUAUAUCAAGUUUUGAGAUGAAUUUUGUUGGAA
Molecule: messenger RNA, 612 nt
Organism: Arachis duranensis
Lineage: Eukaryota; Viridiplantae; Streptophyta; Magnoliopsida; Fabales; Fabaceae
Exons: 1
Coding region: 146-556 (136 amino acids)
Source: RefSeq, a predicted model, not a curated record